UGUGCUUCGUAAGAACUGGAACCCAGAGCGCACGCCUGUUUUUCAUCCACUUUCCUCAAAGCAACAUCUGUGUGUGUAAUACAUGUCUUAAACUGACUUAUCACUGACCGACCGGAGGGAUUUAACGGUUUUCUUGCAAUGGCACAAUGGUCACUUUUAUUUCUAUACCUUUUCCAAGGAGUGCUUCCUCUCAUCAGUGGGCAGCAGCAGCAGCAUCAGCAGCGCACCGGGCCAUGGCGGCACCGGAUCCAGUGGGAGAACAACGGGCAGGUAUACAGCUUAAUCAGCACUGGGUCGGAGUAUCAGGCUCCAGUUCGGUCCAGGGGCCAGUCGAGGGUUUAUGUAAGCAGGAGGGAUGGCAACAGGAGCCAAAUGCCAGGAACGCAGUCUUUCCUAAGAACCGGACAGUCUGAGUCUAGACAGUUAAGGACAGAUUAUGGAUUGUUAGCUGCCGGAUUUGAUGGCAGACAGUUUGCCCCGGUCACCACUUCAGGUCGCGCCUCCGGGGCCAGGCAGCAGCAGCCUGAGGGUCCGAACCGAGCAGGAGCUGCAGGACAUCCAGGCACCAGAGGUUUCAACCCGGACACCUUCAAUGCAUCUGGGGCUUUUACUGAUUCAUCAUCCAGGAGAGGGGGGGCUAUCACUGUGGAUGCUUCUGCACAGCACAUCGGACCUGAAUCAGGACCCGGUGCGCAAUACCAGCCGUUACGCACGGUGCCACAGGUGAUACCUGUCCCCAGGCAACGCGCGCAGACGGAUCAGUCCACUUCAGGACAUCCCACAGCUUUGGAGAGAGAAGCCGAUGCUCCUGCACCGAUCCCUGCGUUAAGUGAGGAUGUUUCCAACGAUGUAACCACCAACGGGGGGGACAUGGUUAACGACGACCCUCGAAACCCGCUCAAAAACCACAGGAAUUCAGUUUUCUACAACAUGUAUCCCAUGAGAGGGAGAUCAGCGGCCCGGACACGCCGACCUCCGGGAACUGGAUACGGAACGAGAUACUUCCAAAACGGCCUACCAGACCUUAUACCAGACCCAUAUGCCAUCCAGGCAGGUGCUUAUAUCCAGCGUAUGCAGAUGUAUGCACUCCGAUGUGCAGCUGAGGAGAACUGUCUCGCCAGGUCGGCUUAUGGACCCAAUGUGCGAGACAUCGACUUCAGAGUCCUGCUGCGCUUCCCCCAGAAAGUGAAAAACCAAGGCACCACUGACUUUCUUCCUGUAAAACCCAGAUAUCAGUGGGACUGGCACAGUUGUCACCAGCACUACCACAGCAUGGACGCAUUUAGUAACUAUGACCUAUUGGAUACUAUUAGUGGCCGUAAAGUGGCAGAAGGACACAAGGCCAGUUUCUGUCUGGAGGACACAGGUUGUGACCCUGGAUUCAGACGCCGAUACGCCUGUACAUCUCAUACACAGGGACUGAGCCCGGGAUGUCAUGACAUCUAUGCUGCCAACAUCGACUGUCAGUGGAUUGACAUUACUGAUGUACCUCCAGGAAACUACAUCUUAAAGGUUACUGUCAAUCCAAAUUUGCAUGUCCUGGAAUCAGACUUCACCAACAACAUAGUGAGAUGUGAUAUCACAUACACAGGAAAUUAUGUUCAGACAAGAAACUGCAGAGUUACAAGGGGUUGAAAUCUUCAUAUCCAGGACAGUGCGCGUGAUUUUGAAGUUGGUAAAGUACAGUUGGAAAUGAAGGUGUAUUUGCAUUCCUACUGCAUUUAUUUGUAAUAAUUGCACAAUCCGUUUACACCAAUUUUGUAAAACUAGUUAAAUUCAAUUGAGAUUUACUUGAUUAUCAGUUUUUUUAUGUGUUUUUACUUAUUACAGAUAUCUUGUUUGCUUCUUUUUGAUUUUCUUUGAAAAUGCAAGUAAUUUUGCUCCCAUACUUUAAAUGCUGGUUUAUUGCUUGUGGUUUUGUUGCUAUUUGUUAUGUUUGUCUGCUUUGCAUUGUCUUUAUAUGUACUUUGUUGCUUUAUUACAAUUUUAUUUACCACUUGUUCACUUUAACAAUCUUCAUAAAGUAUUUCAUUUAAUGACAAAGGUUCAGUGUGUGAUAUUUAACAAAAUCUACUGGUGAAGUUUUGGUUUUCAAGCAAUUUAAUCCCUCCUCACAAUCACUUACAGCAGCAGCACAAAGCACACAGUCCCUCUUUAAAGCCUUUUUUAUGUGUUGUUCAUUCUGGGCUUGUUAGUCAAGAGGAUGUGACCUCUGCUCCACACUCAAACACAGUAGAUGACUGUGAUGCACCACAGUGAAGGAUGCCACCCACGAUUAACCUGAAAAAAGAAGCAGAGCAACUUAACAACUUUUUCUAAGGCAAUAAAAACACAGCAAUUUACAUUUUAAAGGAGGGAUAUUUUGCUUUUUUAAAAUGGAAUUAUUUAUUUUAAAACAUUUCCC
Molecule: messenger RNA, 2404 nt
Organism: Sphaeramia orbicularis (orbiculate cardinalfish)
Lineage: Eukaryota; Metazoa; Chordata; Actinopteri; Kurtiformes; Apogonidae
Gene: loxl5b
Product: lysyl oxidase-like 5b
Exons: 7
Coding region: 139-1635 (498 amino acids)
Biological process (GO): collagen fibril organization; peptidyl-lysine oxidation
Molecular function (GO): protein-lysine 6-oxidase activity; copper ion binding
Source: RefSeq, a predicted model, not a curated record